Eublepharis macularius is the source of this 1910-nucleotide messenger RNA. It is a transcript of the gene SLAIN1, whose product is annotated as SLAIN motif family member 1. Gene Ontology annotation, biological process: positive regulation of microtubule polymerization; cytoplasmic microtubule organization; microtubule nucleation. The transcript has 8 exons. Bases 1 to 1782 code for a protein of 593 amino acids. Lineage: Eukaryota; Metazoa; Chordata; Lepidosauria; Squamata; Eublepharidae. The record is from RefSeq and is a predicted model, not a curated record. Gene Ontology annotation, cellular component: microtubule plus-end.
AUGGAGGCGGCCUUGCUGCAGCCCCUGGCGGUGGCCGAGGUGAAGGCGGCGGCGGCGGCGGCGGCGGGGCCGGUGAGCGCCGAGCUGGAGGUGAAGAAGCUGCAGGAGCUGGUGCGCCAGCUGGAGAAGCAGAACGAGCAGCUGCGCAGCCGGGCGGCCGCCUCCUCCUCCGCGCCGGCCUCGGCGGGCCCCGGCAGCCCCCGGCAGCCGCGCCUCCUCCCCUCCGCCGCCGCCCCGGGCCAGCCCGCCAUGGCCAGCCCGGCGGCCGCGCUCCUGUGCGCCGCGGAGCCCUUCGUCUACUUCAAGCCCUCGCCCGGCCCGCAGCAGCAGCAGCAGCCGCCCGAAGCCGCCGCCAGCGUGCCGCCGGCCACCGUCCUGGACGAGGUGGAGGUGCUGGACCUGCUGCAGGGGGAGCCCGGCGGCGCCCGGCCGGACGAGCAGGAGGCCGAGGAGACCUGGUUGUAUGUUGCGCCUGCUAAAAGUGUCCUGACCCAAGAAAAACCCCUGAGUCCUCUGCAGUGGUGCCGACAUGUUCUAGAUCACCCGAGCCCUGAGAUGGAAGCGGCAAAACGCUCGCUGUGCUUCCGACUGGAACAAGCUAGCCGAUGGCGGAGUCUCUUCUCUUCAUCUGUCUCCUCGGCUUUCCCCUAUAGCCCUGUUGCAAGGCUCACUCCGUAUAGCAAUGGCUUUAACACUCCUGCCUUUUCUAAAACCUUCAGUAAAGCAAUAUUAACACCUGAAAAGACAGGUUGUAUUUCUAGAAGCUCCCCUCUCAGCCCACAGUCAUCAAUAGACAGUGAACUCAGCACCUCGGAGCUAGAAGAUGACUCCAUCUCCAUGGGAUACAAACUACAAGAUCUCACGGAUGUCCAGAUCAUGGCUCGGCUGCAGGAAGAAAGUCUAAGGCAAGACUAUGCUUCCACUUCAGCAUCUGUAUCCAGAAACAGCUCCAGCGUCUCUCUUCACUCGGGCAAGAAAGGCACCAACAGUGACCAGGAAUUUGAUCGCUACAGUCUUGAGGAUGAGGAAGAAGAAUUCGACCACCUGCCGCCCCCACAGCCUCGCCUCACUCGUUGCACCCCGUUCCAAAGAGGAAUUCCCCAUUCACAGACUUUUUCCAGUAUUCGGGACUGCAAGAGAAGCCCAACCUCCCCAUAUUUCCCUUCAAAUAAUUAUCAGCAGCAACAGUGUUAUUCUCCUCAAGCCCAAAGUCCUCUUGAACAGCAACCAAACAGGAUUAAUGGAGACAAACUCCGAAGAAGCAUGCCCAACUUAGCCCGGAUGCCAAGCACGCCCACCAUCAAUACCAGCGUCAACUCUGCAGUCACUGUGAGGAACAGUCUCAGCUUCGACUCUAACUUGCAUGGCGCUGGUAAUGGGAUGUCAAGAAUUCAGUCUUGUAUCCCUUCUCCAGGACAGCUUCAGCACCGAGUUCACAGUGUGGGACACUUUCCAGUCUCCAUCAGGCAGCCUCUGAAAGCCACUGCCUAUGUGAGUCCGACAGUUCAAGGAAGCAACAACAGCAACAGCAGCAGCAAUAACACGCCAUUGCCUGGCACCUUACAGUUACACUCAAACUCUGGCAUCCCGAUGCCAAACAAGACUGCGAAUGCAGGGGUUAUAACGCGCAGUGGUCUUCCAAGGCCCUCCUUGGCUAUAAGUGGGAGCAGCAUACCCAGGAGUAAGAUUGCACAGCCAAUUCGAAGUUUCCUCCAGCCGCCAAAGCCGCUUUCUUCACUUAGUACUCUACGGGAUGGCAACUGGAGAGAUGGCUGUUAUUGAACGUGAAGAGACCUGAACUGCAGGCAAGAAAGAACGCUGAUCCUCUUACCCAGCUGGCUGGGUAACUUGACUGUGGGUGGGGAGAAUUGGUCACACGGCAGUUUCUUUUUCUCUGUCACUGAUUACCG